Messenger RNA from Miscanthus lutarioriparius, 273 nucleotides. Lineage: Eukaryota; Viridiplantae; Streptophyta; Magnoliopsida; Poales; Poaceae. The record is from the annotation of a GenBank genome assembly.
AUGGCUGCCCCUGCCCCUAGAGAAGUAUGGGAACACAUGGUUGGCGAGGAGAUUACUCCGGAAAAUAUCAACCUGAUGCUUAAUGAAAGGCCAGAAAUAAGAGAUGCAAACGUAUAUCCAAUGGACUACCCCCCAUCUCCAAUCGAUCCAGGAUGGGUACGUCUUAUUGUCUUCUACAAGUUCGACGAAAACAAUAAAAAUACCAUUUGUUGGCCGGCUCCGUAUGUUAUGUAUGGCAAUAAUGCCCAGGCUGCGGCUCUGACUAUUGGCUAG